AUGCACCUUUGGCCUCGAGAGUUAUCGAAUCUACAAGCCGCCAUUUUCGCCUACUAUGAUUUUGAGAGCCCAAAUAUCAAUGUACCCUCCAUGUCCUUUGUUGAAGAUGUCACCAUAGGAGAAGGAGAGUCCAUCCCUCCCGACACCCAGUUUACAAAAACAUGGAGGAUACAAAACACAGGGACGGAGGCCUGGCCCCCAGGGGUUUGCCUCAAGUACGUUGGGGGCGACCAGUUUGGCCACGUCAACAUGGUGAUGGUCAGGUCCCUGGAGCCGCAGGAGAUGGCGGACGUCAGCGUGCAGAUGUGCAGCCCCAGCACGGCAGGGAUGUACCAGGGACAGUGGCGCAUGUGCACUGCCACCGGACUCUACUACGGAGAUGUCAUCUGGGUGAUCCUCAGCGUGGAGGUUGGAGGACUUCUAGGAGUAACACAGCAGCUGUCAUCCUUUGAGACAGAGUUCAACACACAACCGCAUCGCAAGGUAGAAGGAAACUUUAACCCAUUCGCCUCUCCACAGAAGAACAGGCAACCAGAUGAAAACAACCUAAAAGACCCUGGGGGUUCCGAGCUAGGCACAAUCAGCAAAAACACAUGGGGGCCUGCUCCUGACCAAAUUGAACAAGAUCAGAAUGGACUGUCACAAAACUCUGUAAAUCUCUCCCCCAGCAGUCACUCGAACAACUUGUCGGUAGUGACGUACAGUAAGGGUUUCCACGGUCCUUAUCCCUUCGGACAGUCUUAAAACA
Molecule: messenger RNA, 748 nt
Organism: Tinamus guttatus (white-throated tinamou)
Lineage: Eukaryota; Metazoa; Chordata; Aves; Tinamiformes; Tinamidae
Source: RefSeq, a predicted model, not a curated record